AUGUCGGAAAAACCCCACCAAGCCAAGUUCACUCAGGCCGAAAUCGAGCUAUUGUGGGCGGUCAUCGAGAAAGUUCCGAAGGAGCAGAUCAACGCGUGCGUGGCUGGUAGCGUGGAGGCCGUGGCUCAAGAUCUAGGAAUCAGAAAGACAGCUGCUGAAAAGCGAUGGUCCCGUCUCGCAAUUAGAGUGCGCAAGGGAAAAGGGGCUGCCGAAAAGGGAGUUGUUGGCGCAGGCAUUGCAGAGGGGACCGAAGCCGAAGCCAGUGGUGAGGAUCAGGAGAUUAUCAAAAAGGACAAUGGUGGAAAGCAUGUUGGUGGCAAGGAUGUCGGUGGAAAGGAUGUCAAGGCACUCCGUGUCACACCCAAGCGUAAUCACAAAUCUCUUGUCAAGAACAAGGUCUCUAAGGACAAGGUUGUCAAGAAGAAGACUGUCACAAAGGACAAGCGUGGCAACAAGCGUGCCAAGGAUGAGGUCACUGCUGAAACCAAAAUCAAGGUAGAAGAAUCCGACGAGGGUUUUGACGAUGAUGAGGCAGCUUUCUGA
Molecule: messenger RNA, 543 nt
Organism: Botrytis deweyae
Lineage: Eukaryota; Fungi; Ascomycota; Leotiomycetes; Helotiales; Sclerotiniaceae
Exons: 1
Coding region: 1-543 (180 amino acids)
Source: RefSeq, a predicted model, not a curated record